Molecule: messenger RNA, 2511 nt
Organism: Clupea harengus (Atlantic herring)
Lineage: Eukaryota; Metazoa; Chordata; Actinopteri; Clupeiformes; Clupeidae
Product: major histocompatibility complex class I-related gene protein-like
Exons: 6
Coding region: 248-1315 (355 amino acids)
Biological process (GO): immune response
Cellular component (GO): external side of plasma membrane
Source: RefSeq, a predicted model, not a curated record
CAAUCACACUUUGCAUUUUCUUGCGGAAAUGAUCUCUAGUUUAUCUUUCACCACAAACGUUGCCAUGUCGACUGACGUCAACCUACCCCUUUCCUAAUUUCACAGGCGUUCAGGUGUAUUCUCACACUCGGACGUCGGAACUUUCCUUCUUCCCAGUUGCACACCUACUGCUGGCGGGAGAAGUACAAACUAGAGGCAUAAUAUUCCGUUAGAAUAACUGAAAGCAACACAGGAUACGUCUGUCACCAUGUUGCAGCUACUGUUCCUUUUCUGUUCAUUCCAGAUUUUCUCGACUGUGAAAUCAGGCUCUCAUUCUCUGUGGACUCUUUCAACAAGGAUCAUUGGAGACACCCCGUUUCCAGAGUUCAGUGUGGUGGUGAUGCUGGAUGACAUCCAGGUGGCCUACUAUGAUUCAAAUGUGAAGAAACUGAUCUACAGACAAUAUAAGUCAGAACAUGAAGAUGAAGAGCAAGAAAAUGCAAGCCUUAUAUUUGGAGACCUGCAUUCAAAGAUGAAUUUCUACCUCCUCCAGCUCAACCGUACACAUGGCGUACAUACUCGGCAAGAAUUGGUUGUUUGUGAGCUACUUGAUAAUGACAACCCUGGUCUACUCCGAGUAUUGGAUGCUCUAAACGGAGUGAAUAUAUCAGUGUUGCAAUUCAAUGUGCAACAGAACACUCUGCAGAUUGAAGAUGGUACAUGGCCCCAAGAGUGGACCCCUACCACACACAAAAAAUGUGAAUGGCUGUAUGCAAAUGAAUACAGCCCAAUCUGCUUUAAAUUCCUCAAGAAUUGCCUUCACGUGAAGAAAAAUGAUUUGAUGAAGAAAGUGAAGCCCAGAGUCAGGCUCCUCCAGAGGACACUCCCAUCUGGAGGUGUCAAAGUGACCUGCCUGGCCACUGGUUUCUACCCCCGUCACAUCAACCUGACCCUUCUCAGAGACGGCCAGCCUGUGUCUGACCACCAGAUCACUGGGGGGGAGCUGCUACCUAAUCUAGAUGGAACCUACCAGAUGAGGAAGAGCCUGGAGGUCAGCACAGAGGAACUAAGAGUGAAACACCAUUACUCCUGUACAGUCGAACACCUCAGCCUGGACAACAAACUAGAUGUCAAACCAGAUCUUGAUCCAGGUGUAGGCACUGUGUCUAUAGUGAUUCCUGUUGUAGUGCUUGGAGUUGCACUCCUGUGUGUGGUUGGAGCUGUGGUCUUCAUGCGCCGUAGAAGACAGAGCUCCACCCCCUCUGAUUAUGAUCUGACCCAGAGCUCUGAGGACUCUAAUCUGGAAGUGAACCAGAACCAGAAUCUGGAGCUGUAGAUUCUGACUUUGAUCUUGCGAAUCAAUACUCUUGUUUGUACCCAUAUCCUGUUCAGUUUCAUAUUUUUAACACUUUUAAAGAAGAUUUUGUUGUGAACUCUAUGCCUUAAAUAUAUGGAACUUAUUUUAUGCAAAAUUGUAGGGUCUACCCAGGUAAAAGAAAUUACCAAAGUUUUUGGUAUGUUUCUGAAAUGUUAAUUUGAAGUCUUAAAAUAUGUUUGAAAUGAAAUUGAAAUAAGAGUUGAUACUCCUAGUUCUCAGUUCCGCACCCCUCACUUAUUUUUCCAGUGUGACUAGGUUUUUUGUUCCGCGCCCCUGCGCCUAGUCUGUCUAAGUUCGCCAAGUUAGUAUUCAUAGUUUUAGUUAGUUCUGGUGCUUUGAGCCUGAGUACCCUCUGUUUGGGUUUGGUUAUAUCUGUUGAGUAUAUUACAGCCCUGUACGUAACCCUAGUCAGUUUGUUUGCACAAAAAAGCACAAAAAAGGUGUCACCUUUCACACAAAUAAGGCCAGACCACAUCACCUUUUUGUGCAUAGUUCGAACGUUUUUGUUGGAGUUAUGUUUUUGGAUUUUGACCGUCACUGUUCCGGACCCUGGACUGAAUGAAAAUUUGGCGAGUGGACCUUUUGGGUUUCUAAUUGAGUACCCCUGGUCUAGGCAAUUUAACAGUUGCAACAAAAAGUAUCCACUAACAGGUUAACAAAAGGUUCUCAGAAAAAAGACUCAAAAGUAGGCUACAAGGUUCUCUGGAAAAUACUCACAAGCUGGAGAAAGACUCACAAGCUCAACUCACACAACGUGGUCACAGGGUAUCAAAUCAAGACUGAGCAAAACACAAAAGCUCAGGCGGCUUAUAAAGGCAAGCAAACAAGGCUCAGGUGAACACUAUGCUACAAUACAGACAAGAUCAAACAUGUCACAGGAAAACGGGGAUACGGAGGGCCCCACAUGGUCAAAAGGGUUAUUAUCACACAAAAAUGGAAUCCAAACUCUUACUGUAAAAUGCCACCCAUUCAAAUGUUCACACAACAGCUAAGACCCUUAUGCAAAAGCUUAUUUUUGAAAGUAAGUGCAAAAUACAGUUUUUCUCGAUUGUUUAAGCAUGAUUUUGAUGGUUUUGUUUUGUUUUUCAAAACACUACACACAAUUAGCACAGCCACACACCCAAUUAGCAAAACACCUCAGAUAAUUUGCAAAA